Messenger RNA from Paramacrobiotus metropolitanus, 1333 nucleotides. RefSeq names its product NADH-quinone oxidoreductase subunit B 2-like. Lineage: Eukaryota; Metazoa; Tardigrada; Eutardigrada; Parachela; Macrobiotidae. The transcript is spliced from 4 exons. The record is from RefSeq and is a predicted model, not a curated record. Gene Ontology annotation, biological process: mitochondrial respiratory chain complex I assembly; electron transport coupled proton transport; aerobic respiration. Gene Ontology annotation, molecular function: quinone binding; NADH dehydrogenase (ubiquinone) activity; 4 iron, 4 sulfur cluster binding. The coding region runs from base 319 to 1047 and encodes 242 amino acids.
UUUAUCACAUCUGUGUCUUGCCGUGUGGUUAUAAAUUUUGUUUAUCCCGUUUCUAAUACAGUGGACGACUUUCCUUCCAUUUUGCGUUCCACGCAACCUUGUGAAACCCGUGUGACAGAUUGAGGUAUCUUGACGUUAGUUUGCCAGUCGUUUUAUGUUAAGUUAAAGUGUGUUACUAAAGCUCGAAGCUGGGCGCAUCGUAAAUGAAAGUGUUGAAAAAGCCUACCGUGUUGUGUCAUCUGUGAUAAGGAGAACCUCCUUGUGAAACGGAAAGUGGUUACAUAUUUCAUAUUUGGAUCCCAUAAUAUAGCAAGGACAAUGCUGGCAUCAAACGUCAAGAACAUUUACCUUCUUCAAAAAUUCUUUCCGCGGACUUCAGUCCAAAUUCAGACUGCUUCGAGCGCAUCUGCUCAGAAGCAGUUUCCCCAUCCCUCACAGUCAGCCGUAGUGUACAAAACGCCAGCUGAACAGGCUGCCAAAGCAGCGCAGGAUAUACAAGAAUGUGCGCCUGGCACUACUCCUGGACCCGAUGUGGUUCCCAUUAAAAAACGACCCUACUCUCCAUUUAAACCAACCAGCAAUGCGGAGUAUGCUCUUGCCAGAGUGGACGACCUUCUCAAUUUUGCGCGCAAGGGCUCUUUGUGGCCGAUGACGUUCGGCUUAGCAUGCUGCGCUGUGGAAAUGAUGCACAUGGCUGCUCCUCGUUACGACAUGGAUCGUUUCGGUGUGGUCUUCCGAGCCAGUCCCCGUCAGGCGGACUGCAUCAUCGUGGCCGGCACCCUCACCAACAAGAUGGCCCCCGCCUUCCGUAAAGUCUACGACCAGAUGCUGGAGCCAAAAUGGGUGAUUUCGAUGGGAUCCUGUGCCAACGGAGGUGGAUAUUAUCAUUAUUCGUAUUCGGUGGUGCGAGGAUGCGAUCGCAUCGUUCCCGUUGAUAUUUAUGUCCCAGGAUGUCCUCCUUCCGCAGAAGCUCUACUUUACGGUGUCUUGCAACUACAAAAAAAGAUUAAACGCAUUGCAAAGGCUCAGAUAUGGUACCGCGAAUAGAUUUAGGCUCAUUUCGUCGGAUGGUAGACACCGACUAGCUUUUGACUGGUGAUUCAGCUUUGACAUCUGUACAAGUUGUUUACAUGUCUGUUGCAUCUGCUUGAUCACAGUUUACCUGCAGAUGUGUAUGCUGUCGGAAAUUCGGAAUGGUUUAUUUGUCACUUUUCAUGUGUGUUGAGUGUUCGUGUCCAGAUUCCAGAACAUAUGUUGACUUUCUGUACCAUAUUCUCUGAAAUAACCCAUUAUUAUAAAGAAGACUUUGUGAUCAAAAAUUUUAAAUAUGAAC